Myxocyprinus asiaticus (Chinese sucker) is the source of this 1129-nucleotide messenger RNA. RefSeq names its product hematopoietic SH2 domain-containing protein homolog. NCBI's taxonomy places the organism in Eukaryota, Metazoa, Chordata, Actinopteri, Cypriniformes, Catostomidae. The coding region runs from base 186 to 680 and encodes 164 amino acids. The record is from RefSeq and is a predicted model, not a curated record. The transcript has 2 exons.
UGCCUGUCUGAAGGGGGAUAGCACUUGUCAGUAAUUGGGGGUAAUGGGGUCAAUUUCAAGGUACAUGAACUUUUGGAAGCAGUGUGUCGAUUUACUGAUGCUAGGUCAUUCUACAAAGACUACAGUAUUUCUCUUUGUCAAAAUAUAUUUUGUCCCCUAGAGCUGAUGAUUGCUGCAGACACUUCAUGAUUGACAUGUUGUCAGAUAAUCAGUAUGUGAUAGUUGGGGAGACGAUGCAAUAUCGCUCACUCCAUGACUUGGUGGCCUUUCACUGCAGAAACCACAUUAUGACCUUUAACCAACUACUGACUCUGUCCUGUGAACAGGAACAGCCAACAAAGUCUGUUCCAAAGCCCAGAACAAUACAUACUUCCAUGACUCCAACCCAAGACACACCUCCACCAUUACCACCCAGAGCUUCCUUAGUAAGUCGGCCGCAACCUACAAUGGAGGAAGACAGAUCUGACAGACAGAAAAUCCCACCCAAUACACAUGGUGAAGACAAUGGAAACAACCCUACCCAACAGAAACACCAACAACAGUUGAAACCAGUCAUGGCUCAAAUUGAGAAAAAGUUUAAAAAGAAGUGCAGUCAUUCAGAGGACCACACAUAUGAAGAGAUAAUAAUGAUAUAUGUCAAGAGAAUGGUACAUUUUUGGCACUGGAGAGCUAUAAUUUGAACCCUCAGCCAGCAGUGGAAAAUUGCUAUCAGGAAUUGCCUGACAACUGUCCAGACUAUCGAAGUACAUCAAGCAGCUGAUGAUAUUCCUAACUAUGUAGACAGAGAAUUACCAUUAGAGUACCUAAAUCCACCGCCAUUUGCAACUGGUUACUAGAUAAAUAAGUAGAUUUGUGGUUUUGCAUAAAGCAUUUAUUUUGUUGUGUUCUGUUUGUUUGAUCACAUUUCAAUAUCCAUAUUUUUGUUGCUACUAUUUUCUGUGCUGUCAUUUCAAUUUCUGACAUAAUACGUUGUGGACAAUGAACAGAAGUUUGCCAUCUGGAAAAACCUGUUUGGCACUGUAAAAUGCUGUAAUGUGACAAUAACUGUGUUGAUGUCAUCUUGAGCCUGUGGGCAUGAAUUUGAAUGUACUUCUCUAUUUUAAUAAAUGCUUUGACACAUAAUUUGGAA